AUGAGCACUUUCUCGUACGCGCAAGCCGCCAAGGGCCCCUCUGGAUCACCAGUACCAGCCAAAGCCACACCCACAGACGUGCAAAAUACCGAACCCAAACCCGAGGAAUCGAGCAACGAUGCUACUCCUACGACGGAAUCAGCGACCCCCACCUCCGAGACCGAGACACCGAAGGAAGUUGAGAAGCCCACACCGAGCGUGAAUAAGGACGAGGAAUUCACCACCGUCACUAGCAAGACCCGCUCGAAGGCCGUCCACUCGAGAACCUCUUCCCCAAGCAUCCGAUCUACAAAGGAGUCGAAGGAGGGUGACUCCUCAAAUACCAAUGGCAAGGCUGAUGCCUCGUCAGAGAAGAAGUCCCAGGACGCCAAGGCUGAGAAGUCUGAAAAUGGCACCGAGGGAUCCAAGGACAAGUCUGAGAAGACUGAGAAGGCCGACAAGGCCGAGAAGAAUGAGAAGCCUGCUCCCCCCCAAGGAGCUGAAGGCCGCGCCUCUCCCCAGCGUGAACAUCUGGCAGCAAAGGAGGGAAGCCCAGGAUGCCAAGAGGAGACUCAACAGGAGUCCUCCAAGCCUAGCUCGAAGAAGAAGGGCACCGAUGGCACAACAGAAGGUGCCAAGGGCGGGAAGAAGUCCGACGGUAGCAAGGGUCGCGAUGAUCUCCCCGUCGCCGACGCCUCAUCAUGGCCUACUCCCGAGGUUGCUCUAGAUGAGGAGAAGAAGAAGGCCCAGGAGAAGACCGACAAGACCGAAAAGUCUGAGAAGAGCCCCGUCAUGCGCACCCACGGCAAAGAGAAGUGGAUGCCCGUCGACUACGUCCCUACUGCUGUGUUCAACACCCCCCCUCCCCCCAUCUGGUCGUGGAGUUCUGGACAGCCUGCCCAAGGAUCUGCUGGCAAGCAAGCCGCUGGAGAGCGUGGCCAACACGAGGCUGGCCCCAACCGCGCAGCUUCGCUUCCCGCCCAGGCGCGUCGCUCGACCAGCGCUGAUGUCAACGGCCCCGAGGGUCGCAAGGCCCAGCCCGCUGAGCGUGGCCGUGGAGGUCGUGCUGCCGAGGACACCAAUGCCAAUGGAAAGCACACCAACGGUGAGAAUGUCGCUCGCCCCCAGAAGCAGUUCGGCAAGAACGGUCAGGCCAACUCCAAGAACCCCAACCUCGCCGUUGAUGCUCAAGCCGCUGCUCGUAACAACGAUCGCCGGGCCGAGUCCGGCUCCAAGUCGGCCGACCCCACUGGCUUCGAGUUCAACCGCGGCGGCCGUGCCAACCGUGGUGGCCGCGGCCCUUUCAACUCUUUCAAUGGGCAGAACUCUCAGUUUGGCAAUGUUGCCAACAACGGUUUUGUUCCCAAGUUCAACGGCGGCUUCAAUGACCGCCAGCGAUCGCACAAUGGUCUCGCCAACGGAUCCCAGCAGGGCAACCGCAUGCCCAUGCGCUCUCCCUCCCUGCCUGCCUCUGGAAACAUGUACAAUGUCUACCCCUUCCCCGCCGAAAUCAACACCAUGUACGGCUACCAGGCUGUUAACCCCGCACCGAUGAGCGCUAUGCCUUACCAGGGAUACAUGGAGCCCUUCACUCUCAUGAACAUGCUCUCCAUGCAGCUCGAGUACUAUUUCUCUGUGGACAACAUGUGCAAAGACAUGUUCCUGCGUCGCCAGAUGGACUCUCAAGGGUUCGUUCCUCUGGGUGUCAUUGCCAGCUUCAAGCGCGUCAAGUCUCUCACUGAGGACUUUGAGCUUAUCCGUCACAUCUCUCGCCAACUCCGAACCGUCGAAUACCAAACCGGCGAGGAUGGUCGCGAGCCCUCUGCCCAGCACGAAGGUGCUGCUCCGGCUACCCACUCUGGCAAGAAUGACGAGAACGCCCCUUUCAACGCCCACGGUCCCAACGGCUCAGUCCCCAACGGAGCUCAGCAGUUCAUCCCUAACGGCACUAGCCUCCGUGGCUCCCAAUCGCUGUCCUCUACGGCCCCCGAGUUUCAGCCGUCAAUGCCUCAAAAUGAGAUUGCCAAUGUAGGAUACCCCAUGGAUACUCAUCGCUACCCCGCCGAGAGUCCCCCGCGAGAAUGCUCUUCCCAUCUCCCCCUUGGAUCGACCCAGAACUCUGAAAGUGUUGAAGAUGAUGAUGAAACCAUCCGCCCAUCUUCCGCAGUCCGCCAACACCGCAACCAGGCGUGGAAGGGCAAAGCAAAUAAAUCCUACCAAAAGUCCCUUAAUGUCAACAAUUCUUCCGAGCAUUUCUUAUCAAAUCAUGCAUCUGGGGGUCGAUCCAACAAGAGACCCCCAAAACCAGGCCUUGUCACUGGCCCUCCCUAUCACUCAUGGUCAGAUUAUCUGACCCGCACUUUCGACUUGUCAUUGUACAAUGAAUUUCGGCGUACAGCCCUUGAUGAUUUUUUCACACGACACGUCGACUAUGGAUUCAAUGCUCUUAUGUGGUUUUACAGAAGAUAUCUUUACGGUCGCUCUCUUAUUCCUGAGCCGGUUAUCUCAGAUAUCAUUGGCCUGUCUCGGAGUUCACAUUUCAUGCACCAUUCAGCUGUCUAUGAUAUCCUUCGUACAGCCAUGAGCAGCGGGAAAAUGGAGCAGUCUAAUCUGGACAGGACUGGCAUGUUCCUCAACCGUGACCGUCAGUCAAAGCCGGCGUGGCGAGAUCGCGCGCGUUGA
Penicillium cosmopolitanum is the source of this 2661-nucleotide messenger RNA. RefSeq names its product La domain family. The record is from RefSeq and is a predicted model, not a curated record. NCBI's taxonomy places the organism in Eukaryota, Fungi, Ascomycota, Eurotiomycetes, Eurotiales, Aspergillaceae. The transcript is spliced from 5 exons. Gene Ontology annotation, cellular component: cytosol; cytoplasmic stress granule. Gene Ontology annotation, molecular function: RNA binding. The coding region runs from base 1 to 2661 and encodes 886 amino acids. Gene Ontology annotation, biological process: positive regulation of translation.